Messenger RNA from Marchantia polymorpha subsp. ruderalis, 1145 nucleotides. The record is from the annotation of a GenBank genome assembly. NCBI's taxonomy places the organism in Eukaryota, Viridiplantae, Streptophyta, Marchantiopsida, Marchantiales, Marchantiaceae.
CCCUUUUGUGUCGGCGAGCGAGAGAGAGCUGAAACCUCAGCCGAGAAACAUCGACGCGAGCAGAGCAGGCGGCUGCUUGUGUUGGGUGGGUGGUGGUCUGGCGGAGCGAGGAGCAGCGAGAAGAGAAAACACAAAUACGGUCGUCUCGAGACAGGAAGUGGCAGGAGAUCGAGGAGGAGCAGGAGGAGAGCUCGGUGUGGCCGCGCUGCUGCUGCCGCGUUAUCUUUUGAACGGAAGCCAAGGAGGGUGAGGGAUGGGGAUCUUUUUGGAUGAGCCCAAAUUUCCUGUGAUCGAUCGCAGCCCGUCUGCUGGCACCACCGUCGGCAACUUCAACUUCUCCGACUAUCUCAAGAUCACUGCCAUCACUGCCGGGUCUCUUCCAGUCGGAUACCUUGCAGGUGGGAGCGUACAUAUCCGGGGACCCUCAAUGUACACAGCCGGACUGAUUGGACUUAUGGGAGGCUUCAUGUUUGCCUACCAAUGCUCAGCAGGAAGGUUAAUGGGCAUGUUUCCCAAUGACGGCGAAGUCGCAAGAUACAAACGAUGACUAUUAUAGAGAAAUGUAGCGAGGCUUGCGCAGCUAAUGGUUUCCAUGCACAUUUGCAAGGGAGGCGAGAGAUUUGAGCUAAUUCCGACUGGUCAGAGUUAAUUGGGAGAGGCAUCUUCAUGCCUAACAAUCCCCACGAAUUUCCUUUUGUGGAGAAAAUGGUUUUAACAGUACCUACGGUAGCCAGUACAAGUAACGGUACCUGUGGUAGCUACACGCAUCAUCCAGGAAAAGUUCUGCCAUUAUUUGAGGGGAAUUCCUUCUAGUUUUUCUCAAUUUCCCCGAUUGUUUAUACCAAUAACUUGACCUCGGGUUGGAAGAAAUCAAUUGAGGAGACAGUACUCUAUAUAACGCGACAUGGAGGAUGUUUUUUGGUAAUUACAAGUAUAGGCUUUUUUCAGUCUGAGCUUGAGAACUGACAACAAAGGUUUUGUUCAAUCGGAUUUCCUCUCUUGUCGUCCUCGUAAUAUCUUAUGGACCGUACUCGCCUUCUUCACCCAGUAUCCGUCUGUAACCUUGUUGUAGGGCAGGCUCUACUGGUGCCAGCCUCUUGAUGCAGUUAAAAUUAUUUUUAUGCCAGAUACCUAGUAGUCUUCAU